Pelodiscus sinensis (Chinese soft-shelled turtle) is the source of this 1903-nucleotide messenger RNA. Lineage: Eukaryota; Metazoa; Chordata; Testudines; Trionychidae. The record is from RefSeq and is a predicted model, not a curated record.
AUGGAUUGUGGUUUGGAAUUUGGGGUGCUUAAAGAUAUUUUGGCACAACAGUAUUUGGACUCAAAAGCAGAGUUAACAGAUCACCUGAAAAGACAGAAGCUGGGAUUUGGUCCUAAAGAAGUGGAGAAAAAAAGUUUCAACGUGACAAAUGGCAGGGUUUUGGAGAGGGGUUUGGUGAGUUUACUAAAAGGUGAUCAGCUAAAUGAAAAGGGACAGAAAGGGAGCAAGGGGGACACACCAGGGCAGAAGAAGCAUAGGCUUCCAGUUAAUGAGAAAGCUCACGUCCUCCCCUGGCUCAUCGUUCCCGGACCGACUUUGAGGGGUUGUUUCUUUUUUCCCCCCUCUUGCAGAUUUCUCCACUUGGCAAUUAUUCACGAAGAAAAGGCCUUGAGCGUGGAAGUCAUUCGGCAGGCAGCUGGUGAUCCUGCCUUCCUGAACUUUCAGAAUAACCUGAACCAGACACCACUUCACCUGGCAGUAAUCACAGAGCAGGCUGAAAUUGCUGAGUCUCUUCUCAAGGCCGGUUGUGAUCCAGAAAUCAGAGAUUUCCGAGGAAACACACCACUUCAUAUUGCCUGUGACCAGGGGUCUCUCAGAGCUGUCAGCGUCCUUACUCAAUACUGCCAGCAGCACCACCUAUGCUCAGUCCUGCAGUCAGCUAACUACAAUGGACACACGUGUCUCCAUUUGGCAUCUAUUCAAGGGUAUCUGGCUAUAGUAGAAUAUUUGCUGUCCUUGGGAGCAGAUGUCAAUGCUCAGGAGCCUUGUAAUGGCAGAACUGCCCUGCACUUAGCUGUAGAUCUGCAGAAUUCAGAACUGGUGUCACUUCUAGUAAAACAUGGGGCUGAUGUGAACAAAGUGACCUACCAGGGCUAUUCUCCAUACCAGCUGACAUGGGGAAGAGAGAGCUGCAGGAUACAGGAACAGCUAAAGCACUUAACCAUGGCUGACCUACAAAUGCUACCAGAAAGUGAGGAUGAGGAGAGCUGUGAAUCAGAAUCAGAAUUCAUGGAGGAUGAAAUUAUGUAUGAUGACUGUGUUAUUGGAGGACGACAGCUGGUGUCCUAAAGAAGAACUAUCUCAUAAAGGACAUGACUGUACAUAUGUAUAGGAAGCGGACUUAUUUUCUUUAAAAAAGAUAAAAUGUGAAAAAAAAGUUGAAAUACUACACUGCACAGCAUGGACUACAUGAUUAUGACAGCAGAUUUAACAUUCUGACCCAUACUUUACUUAUGGAAGUUGGAUGUGUAACAUCAGUAGAAGUCUGUUUAUUUGUAGCAGUUAUGGAUUAACUGGUGGUCAAAAUGUAUGAACAGUAUGAGGACAACAAACUACUGGAUCCACCUGAAUAUUUUGUGUACGCGAAUGCAUAUGAAAGAUGUCUUGAGUUUUUCUGUGGAGUUGCUUAGUCCUAGAUGGCUGGACAGAUUCACAUGAGUAUCCCAUCCUCUUGAAGACAUUGCAUACAUUUCUGUUGGGCUGAUUAUAAUAGCUCCUUAUGACUGACCUCAGCUGCUCUUUGUGCUGUAUUGCAGAAAGAGAAAACAAAAGAAUGACUUUUGGCUUUUAUGGGAAAGGUAGCAAUAAUGUUACCUUGUGCAUUGGAAACAAUGUCUCACCCUAAAUAUGUGGCAUGAUUGCUACACUUUUAGGAGUUGUAUAUAAUGUAUAUAUUGUAUAUUUUGUUUAUAAUUAUUUUGAUACCUGACAGAGGUAUAUUUAUUAAAUAAUGAAGUCCAUAGUAGUCCCACAUGCAUUAUUUCCAAGUCCAUCAGACCAAAGUUGACUAAACUCAUUUUAGGCCAGCUAACAACAUAUUUAUAAUAGUAUUUUACAUGACUCUGGACCCCAAGGGCUUCACAAAUGAUAUACGUGCAGCCUUAUCACUGAAACGCUGCUAGAG